GAAUGAGAAUUAAUUUCUUUAAAUAGAGUUACAAUUGUAAUAACUUUUUUAUUUGAUUGGAUAAGAUUAAUUUUUAUAUCUUUUGUUUUAUUAAUUUCAUCUUUAGUAAUUUAUUAUAGAAAAGAGUAUAUAUCAGGGGAUAUAAAUAUUAAUCGAUUUAUUUUAUUAGUUUUGUUAUUUGUUAGAUCAAUAAUAUUUUUAAUUAUUUCUCCAAAUUUAAUUAGAAUUUUAUUAGGAUGGGAUGGUUUAGGGUUAGUUUCUUAUUUAUUAGUAAUUUAUUUUCAAAAUGUAAAAUCUUAUAAUGCAGGAAUAUUAACUGUUUUAUCAAAUCGUAUUGGAGAUGUUGAUUUAUUAUUAGCAAUUGCUUGAAUGUUAAAUUAUGGAUCUUGAAAUUAUAUUUUUUUAUUAAAAUUUAAUAUUUUAGAUAUAAAUAUAUUAAUUAUUGGGGUAUUAAUUGUGUUAGCUGCAAUAACUAAAAGAGCUCAAAUUCCAUUUUCAGCUUGAUUACCUGCAGCAAUAGCAGCUCCUACUCCUGUAUCAGCUUUGGUGCAUUCAUCAACUCUUGUUACUGCUGGAGUUUAUUUAUUAAUUCGGUUUAAUUUAUUAAUUGGAGACAGAAUUCUAGGACAGUGUUUGUUAUUAAUUUCAGGAUUGACAAUAUUUAUAUCAGGGUUAGGAGCUAAUUUUGAAUUUGAUUUAAAAAAAAUUAUUGCAUUAUCUACUUUAAGUCAAUUGGGAUUAAUAAUACGAAUUUUAUCUAUAGGAUUUUAUAAAUGAGCUUUUUUCCAUUUAUUAACUCAUGCUUUAUUUAAAGCAUUAUUAUUUAUGUAUGCUGGGGCUAU
This is a messenger RNA of Teleopsis dalmanni, 842 nucleotides long. RefSeq names its product NADH-ubiquinone oxidoreductase chain 5-like. The transcript has a single exon. NCBI's taxonomy places the organism in Eukaryota, Metazoa, Arthropoda, Insecta, Diptera, Diopsidae. The record is from RefSeq and is a predicted model, not a curated record. Gene Ontology annotation, biological process: electron transport coupled proton transport; ATP synthesis coupled electron transport. Gene Ontology annotation, molecular function: NADH dehydrogenase (ubiquinone) activity. The annotation marks the transcript as partial.